UUCCAGUAAAUAGACUCAGCAGUUGAGGUGAGACUGGUGGAUUUGUGCAUUGCUUUCCUCUUUAUCUGAUUGACUGACAAAUGGAAUCUCCAGUCGUUAUGCUACAACGUUGGUGAUUGCAACAGUCGGAUGCCAUGGAGAAGAAACGGAGAAAGAAAUGAAAGCCUUCUGAGCUGGGUUGUACUGUCAACAAUUGCUUAAAUAUCAUGGAAACCAAAAUGAUUUAUUUUGCAAACAUCUCUUUCAAACUGAACACCAGUAAGAUCUCCUUUUCAGUAAGGAAAAUGAACUGAUCGUUGAGACAACACAACGGAUUGGAUUUCUGGAUCUUUGGAAACAUUUUAUGAUUUUGUGACCAUGCGAUUUGAGAGUGGCUGGCUGCUGCUGGUAGUGAUUGUUGUAUUGUGCAGUGGAGGACGACUUGGUACAGAAUUGCGAAACAAGAUUUGUCCAAAUUGUACCCAUCUGGCUCUGAAGUUAGAAUACAUUUCCAGUGCUGUUGAACAUGAGUACAUUGUGGCUUUUAAGGGAUACUUCACUGCCACAGCCAGGAGCAAAUUCAUUUCUAGUGCACUGAAAAAUACGGAUGUGGUGGAAUGGCGAAUUGUUCCGCGCGACAAUCCUGCCAGUGACUACCCAAGCGACUUUGAGGUUGUUCAAAUUAGGGAGAAACAACGUGAUACUGUAUUAACUCUGGAAGACCACCCACACAUUAAACGAGUUACACCUCAGAGGAAAGUCAUCCGCUCCCUGAAAUUCACAGAGACAGACUCAGCUGCGCCAUGCAAUGAUAGUAGAUGGACACAGAAGUGGCAGUCUUCAAGACCCCUCAGGAGAACCAGCCUCUCCCUUGGCUCUGGAUUCUGGCAUGCUACAGGCAGGCAUUCAAGCAGACGCCUGUUGAGGGCUAUCCCUCGGCAAGUAGCUCAGACACUGCAGGCAGAUGUAUUAUGGCAGAUGGGACAUACAGGUGUUGGUGUGAAAGUAGCAGUGUUUGAUACGGGACUUAGUGAAAAGCAUCCCCAUUUCAAGAAUGUGAAAGAGAGGACAAAUUGGACCAAUGAGAAGACUUUAGAUGAUGGCUUGGGACAUGGGACGUUUGUUGCAGGAGUGAUUGCCAGCAUGCGAGAAUGUCAGGGGUUGGCACCAGAUGCAGAGUUGCACAUUUUCAGAGUCUUUACAAACAACCAGGUCUCUUACACCUCUUGGUUCCUCGAUGCCUUUAAUUAUGCAAUUUUGAAGAAGAUAGAUGUACUGAAUCUCAGCAUAGGUGGACCAGACUUCAUGGAUCAUCCCUUUGUUGAUAAGGUUUGGGAGCUGACAGCUAAUAAAGUGAUCAUGGUCUCUGCAAUUGGUAAUGAUGGCCCUCUCUAUGGCACCCUCAAUAAUCCUGCUGAUCAGAUGGAUGUAAUUGGUGUGGGUGGAAUUGACUUUGAAGACAACAUGGCUCGAUUCUCCUCUAGAGGAAUGACAACUUGGGAGCUUCCUGGUGGUUAUGGAAGAAUGAAACCGGAUAUUGUGACUUAUGGCUCUGGUGUGCGAGGUUCUGGCAUGCAGGGUGGUUGUCGCUCACUUUCGGGAACAAGUGUGGCAUCUCCAGUAGUGGCAGGUGCAGUCACUCUGCUUGCAAGCACUGUGCAGCACCGUGAGACUGUGAAUCCGGCCAGUAUGAAACAAGCCUUAAUAGCUUCUGCACGCAGACUGCCUGGGGUCAACAUGUUCGAACAAGGUCAUGGUAAACUGGAUCUGCUGAAAGCUUACCAAAUUCUUAAAAUCUAUAAACCUCAAGCCAGCUUGAGCCCAAGCUACAUUGAUCUAACUGAGUGUCCUUAUAUGUGGCCCUACUGCUCCCAGCCCAUCUAUUGUGGGGGAAUGCCAACUGUCAUCAAUGUAACAAUCUUAAAUGGCAUGGGUGUCACAGGUCGGAUUAUUGACAAGCCAAUAUGGCAGCCGUAUUUACCCCAGAAUGGAGACAACAUAGAGGUCGCUUUUUCCUAUUCCCAAGUCCUCUGGCCUUGGUCUGGCUUUCUAGCUAUUUCAAUAUCUGUCACCAAAAAAGCUGCAUCGUGGGAAGGCAUUGCUCAGGGCCAUGUGAUGGUUACUGUUGCCUCACCAGCUGAAAAUGAUUCAAAAAAUGGCAAUGAAAUGACAUCAACAGUGAAGUUGCCAGUCAAGGUGAAGAUUAUUCCGACACCACCUCGCAGUAAGAGAGUUUUGUGGGAUCAGUAUCACAACCUGCGUUACCCACCUGGUUACUUUCCGAGGGAUAACCUGCGCAUGAAAAACGAUCCUCUAGAUUGGAAUGGUGACCAUGUGCACACCAAUUUUCGGGAUAUGUACCAGCAUUUGCGAAGCAUGGGCUAUUUUGUAGAGGUGCUUGGAGCACCCAUCACCUGUUUUGAUGCCAGCCAGUAUGGUACCUUGUUAAUGGUAGACAGUGAAGAAGAAUACUUUCCUGAGGAAAUUACUAAACUGAGGCGUGAUGUUGAUAAUGGCCUUUCUGUAAUAGUCUUCAGUGAUUGGUACAACACAUCUGUAAUGAGAAAAGUGAAAUUCUAUGAUGAAAAUACAAGGCAGUGGUGGAUGCCAGACACGGGAGGUGCGAACAUCCCAGCACUUAAUGACCUGUUAUCUGUAUGGGGCAUGGCUUUCGGUGAUGGCUUAUAUGAAGGAGAUUUCAGCAUGGCAAAUCAUGACAUGUAUUAUGCUUCAGGGAGCAGUAUUGCUAAGUUUCCUGAGGAUGGUCUUGUUCUUGCUCAAACUCUGAAAGAUCAAGGUCUAGAAGUUUUAAAACAAGAAACAACUGUCGUUAAAAAUGUUCCUAUUCUUGGAUUGUAUCAGACACCGUCUGAUGGUGGUGGGCGGAUUGUCUUGUACGGCGAUUCCAAUUGUCUGGAUGAUAGUCAUAGACAAAAAGACUGCUUCUGGUUGCUCGAUGCUCUCCUUCAGUACACCUCAUACGGCGUGAUGCCCCCAAGCCUCAGCCACUCUGAAAAUAGGCAGCAGCCUCCAUCUGGAACUGAGCACCCACUACCAGAGCGGAUGGAAGGCAACCACUUGUAUCGUUUUUCCAAGGUUCUUGAACCGCACCUCGCAGAUCCCAAACCUCGUCCUCUUCCAGCAUGUCCUCACCUAUCCUGGGCCAAGCCUCAACCUCUAAAUGAGACAGCACCAAGUAACCUUUGGAAGCACCAAAAGUUGUUAUCCAUUGACCUAGACAAAGUGGUUCUGCCAAAUUUCAAGCAAAACCGUCCCCAAGUGCGACCUUUAUCACCAGGUGAAAGUGGAGCCUGGGAUAUUCCUGGAGGUAUAAUGCCUGGUCGAUAUAACCAAGAUGUUGGACAGACAAUUCCGGUCUUUGCUUUCCUUGGUGCUAUGGUGGUGCUGGCAUUCUUUGUGGUGCAGAUAAAGUCUAAAAGCAAGCCAAAGAGACGGAAGCCACGGGUCAAACGUCCUCUACUGCUUCAGCAGGUGCAUCCGCCAAAGACGCCCUCUGUAUGAUUGGGGCAGUGAUUGACAACAAAUCAAGGCACAUCAACUGCAGACAGGGAAUAGUACGGUUGGCUGCUUCAAAUGGGUGUUGUGAAAGUACCAACUAAACACACAAAUGAACUUGCUGACAUUUCUGACACAUUUUAAAGACAAUGUGGUUUUACGGAGUUGACUUUUUUAACAGCAACCCUAACUACCAAAGAUGUGUUCGGUUGCUUUAUAUUUAUAAUUUCCUGGGAACAAAAUGGUUCUAAACAAAUCCAGUCAGUACAGAUAUGGGGACAUCUUGCUCCAAUUCUUGGUUUUAUUUUAUUGUCAUCAUGUAGAACAUUUGUUACAAGGGCAUUUAUAGGUGAGAAAUGGAUUUUGUAACAUGAGUCUGCACCCUCGUCAUACUUAAAUAAGAAUGAAUUACUGAUUCAGAUAAUAUGGACAAUGGCACCUAGCAAGAAUAAUUGGUAAUAAUCAUACCAAGGCGCUCUGUGCUUGAAAUGACUUAUUUUUAUAAAAUGGAAACUGCUGCAAUUCAUUGUAAAUAUUUAUAAUGGCAGUUUGCAACCUAUUUUCGCCAUUAUCGGUGGAAUAAAUUUACAGCUCUGCAAGUA
Messenger RNA from Rhincodon typus (whale shark), 4097 nucleotides. It is a transcript of the gene mbtps1, whose product is annotated as membrane-bound transcription factor peptidase, site 1. The transcript is spliced from 22 exons. Bases 358 to 3501 code for a protein of 1047 amino acids. Gene Ontology annotation, molecular function: serine-type endopeptidase activity. NCBI's taxonomy places the organism in Eukaryota, Metazoa, Chordata, Chondrichthyes, Orectolobiformes, Rhincodontidae. The record is from RefSeq and is a predicted model, not a curated record. Gene Ontology annotation, biological process: proteolysis. Gene Ontology annotation, cellular component: Golgi apparatus.